This is a messenger RNA of Bursaphelenchus okinawaensis, 1065 nucleotides long. NCBI's taxonomy places the organism in Eukaryota, Metazoa, Nematoda, Chromadorea, Rhabditida, Aphelenchoididae. The record is from the annotation of a GenBank genome assembly.
AUGAGAAUCUUCUUGUUGUUUAUUGUUAUCGCGCUGGGUAUGGAUUUUUUGCAAUUUUUAUGGUAUCGGUUUAAUCUUUACCGUUAGUAUCAUUUUUCUGAUGUUUACGUCAUAUCUACGAUGUUUUUGUUAUAGUUGUGGUACUUUUUAUCUUUCGUUUUCACGGUUUGAAACGUUUAUGUAUAUUUUAUAUCUUUUCAAUUUCUUAACUAGCCAGUUAUAGUGUGCACGGUUACUGCUCGCCACCGUCAUCGCAGAAAUCGUCGUUCAGCUCAACGCUUAAUGGAUCAUCCACACCCGACCCAUAAAGACUACAGCCAUGCCUAUGUCAAGUAUAUGUAAGCUUUAUAUUUACUACAUGAAAGAACCUUUCUAUAUUGCGAAUUUUAUUUUAAAAUAUAUUUUAUUAUUUCUAUGCUUUUUUGCUUCUCAAAUGGUGCAUUUUGAUUAUUGCUUUAUGAAAAGAUGGUGGCCUUGUGGCGUAAUGGAUAACGCGUCGGACUUCGGAUCCGAAGAUUGUAGGUUCGAGUCCUGUCAGGGUCGAGUAUCCUUUCUAUAAAGAAAGCUUUUUUAUGUUUGUUAUUAUAGACAAAUGUUGUAAAAAGGAUCCUAAAAAUCUUGUUAUUAACUAAAAUGUCAUUUUUUCAGAAUUAAGAACUACUGCCAGUACGAAAAAUUACCUGAUCAAAAACGCCUUGUUCAAGUUGAGUAAGUCAUUUAGAGUUUCAUUUUUGAUUUUGUAUAGUUAUUUCGGAGCUUUGUUUGAAUUAAUGUCAAAUAUUUACAGUGGAAUUGGUCUGCCAGGGUUUGGUCCAGGAGAAAGUUUCGAUCCGACUGAAGAAGCACUGCACGAGAUUUGUUUGUUGUGGGAGGAAACCGGUCGUCAAUGGAAUCCUAACAGUAAAUUUUCAACCUACUAGUUUUAUUUUCAAUUUUGUUGUCCUAGUUGUAUACAUUUUUAAAUUUUUGAAAAAAAACGUUUUUUGUAUUUAAGUUGAAAAAUGAAAAUAACAUUAUCUUAAUAUGGCGCUAAUUUCGUUUUUUUCAGCCAUGUAUGACGACUGA